AUGUUGCAACAGAGGCUGGGCCUCGAGCGCCUGUGGAAGGCAUGCUUCACGACGAAGAAUAGCCUGCACUUUCAUUUGCACAACAAACACGUUGGUGACCCCAAUAUCAAUCAGCCGCCUCGACGAGUCAAGCUGCAAAAGCCGCUGCGCGGUGCUGGAGCCCGCUGUGUCGAGGUCAUUGUCGAAGAAAGCCACGACGCCUCGGCAGCCGAUGUGAGCGAAAGCGAGGAGGAGCUGGAGGAGCAGCAGCGGUUCAAGCAGUUUAUCUCAAGCACCCAGGCCAUGGCCUCGGAGGCUGAGGAUAAGCGAUGCCCGCACGGCGUUCACCAGAUGCAUCCGUUUUACGAUAGCGUGGGCAUGACGCUGAUCAUCAACGAGCUGAAGCCAGAGCGCAUGGUCGAACUGGGCCACAACACCCCGUCGGCACUCCUUGAGUCGGGCAUGCACGAGCUGUUCUGGACGGCCUACGAGCAGCUCUCGGAUCAGGGCCUGGCCGCUGCUGCGGUGACGCGUCUGUUUGACGACAAUGAAGGGCAGUAUCAGCAUCGCCCCAUGCGGCAAGUACAGCCGCAAACCGUCAGCAGGUACCUGAGUCUUGGGACACGCCUGGUCCAAUUUUUGCUGCUGCUGGAGGCCAUGCCAGCCCUAGUGUAA
Molecule: messenger RNA, 654 nt
Organism: Monosiga brevicollis MX1
Lineage: Eukaryota; Choanoflagellata; Craspedida; Salpingoecidae
Exons: 2
Coding region: 1-654 (217 amino acids)
Source: RefSeq, a predicted model, not a curated record